This is a messenger RNA of Callorhinus ursinus (northern fur seal), 2359 nucleotides long. It is a transcript of the gene DCST1, whose product is annotated as DC-STAMP domain containing 1. Gene Ontology annotation, cellular component: membrane. The record is from RefSeq and is a predicted model, not a curated record. NCBI's taxonomy places the organism in Eukaryota, Metazoa, Chordata, Mammalia, Carnivora, Otariidae.
CGUCUCCUUCCCCAAGUCUCAGGGCAGAGGGAGCAAGACACAGACCUCACCCAGGCUGUGGGGCGGCAGAGGGGACAGAAGCGGACCUCUGCGCCCGAGGACAUCCUUGAGGACAUUUGUGGGACGAGAGAGAGUCCCCAAAGCGAACCCAUGGCUGGCACAUUUCCUCAGGACGGAGCGACGAGGAAAAGAAGGAAGCUCCCCCACACCACCGUGCAGAGGCUCCUGAGCUGGGGGCUGCCUGUCCCCUGCAGCCGGUUCCUGCAGCGCCAGCCGGGAUCUUUUCCCAUUGCCGCCUUCCUGCUGGGGGCGAGCUCCGGAGGGCUCCUGGCCCUGGGUCUCUUUCAGCUCCUGGUGAACCCUAUGGACAUCUACGAGGGUCAGAAGAUGGUGGCGUUGUACAGCGUGGUGGGCUUGGGCGCGCUGGGCUGGGGGACCUCCCCUCACAUCCGCUGUGCCAGCCUCCUGCUGGUGCCCAAGAUGCUGGGCAGGGAGGGCCGGCUCUUCGUGCUGGGAUACGCCUUGGCCGCCAUCUACGAGGGACCCGCGGCCAACUUGCGCUACAACCUGAACGAAGUGAUCGCGUCGCUGGGCUGCACUGUAGAGUUACAGGUCAACAACAGCCGCGCAGCCUGGCGCGUCUCCACAGCCCCGCUGCGGGCAGUGUUCAAGGACCUGCUGGGCAGCAAAGAUUCGCUGAAAGCCGAAACUCAGAACAUCUCCAAGUCUUUUGAGGACCUGGAUGCCCAGGUGAACAGUGACACUGGCUACACGGCCGAGAACACCACGGGCUUCGAGGGGACGGCCCGCAGUGUGAAGACUCACCGAGCUCUACCUCCCAGGCACCGUCUCUCUACACAGAAGAUGUAUGAGCUGAAGACCAAACUGCACUGCUCCCAUGUGGUGGACCGGGCCAUCCUCAGCUGCCGCCGCUGGUUUGACCACAAGCAUGAACGGUGCAUGCAGCGCAUCUGGGUCCCGCUGCUCAAACACCUGCUCUGCUUGCCCAUGAAGUUCAAGUUCUUCUGUGGCAUCGCCAAGGCGAUGGAGGUGUGGUGCCGCCACCGUAUCCCGGUUGAAGGCAACUUUGGGCAGACGUACGACUCCCUCAACCAGUCUAUUCAUGACCUGGAAGGGGAGUUUUCGGCCACCAUUGAGCUCAAGGAAGGGAAGCAGGCAGCGGUGCUGGGCCUCAACCCAAGCUGGGAGCACAUGAGCACCGAGCUGCGGGACUAUGUCCGCCACCAGGAGGCCCAGCUGGAGUGGGCCCUGGGGCUGCUGCGUGCGCUGUUCUCCUGCACCUUCCUGCUGGUCCUUCACGCGUCCUUCUCCUACGCGGACAGCUAUAAUGGCGACAUCCGAUUUGACAACAUCUACAUCAGCACCUACUUUUGUCAGAUCGAUGAACGCAGGAGGAAGCUGGGCAAACGGACAUUGCUACCACUGCGCAAAGCCGAGAAGAAAACCGUCAUCUUCCCCUGCAACCCCUCGGUGCAGGCCUCGGAGAUGAGAAACGUGGUGAGGGAGCUUGUGGAGACGCUGCCCGUUCUUCUCCUGCUACUACUGCUGUGCGGCCUGGACUGGGCCCUCUACUCCGCCUUUGACACCAUCCGCCACCACUCCUUCCUGCAGUACUCCUUCCGCAGCAGCCACAAAUUGGAGGUGAAAGUCGGGGGGGACUCCAUGCUUGCCCGGCUUCUUCGGAAAACCAUUGGAGCCCUGAACACGUCCUCGGGGACAGUGGUGCAAUCGGACAACAUGGCCUGCCUGCCCCAGCCUGUGAGCCUGGACGCCAGGGCUUACGUGAGAGCUGCACUCCCCAUCAGCCUGCUGCUGUGUCUCUGUCUGCUCCAAGCCUUCGCCUACCGGCUCCGGAGGGUCAUCGCUGCCUUCUACUUCCCCAAGCGUGAGAAGAAGCGGAUCCUGUUCCUCUACAAUGAGCUGCUGAGGAAGAGGGCAGCCUUUACGCAGCUGAGGAGGGCUGCCAUCCUGAGGCGGGCACAACAGCAGAAGGCUCCACGCCACCGCCUGGCCGACCUCCUGCUCCGCCGCUGCCCGCUCCUGCGCCACUGGUUGCGUGGGCGCUGCGUGGUGUGCCAGGCGCCCGAGACGCCCGAGGCCUACGUGUGCCCGACGCCGGACUGCGCGGCCGUGUACUGCCGGCCGUGCUGGGACGACAUGCGGCGGCGGUGCCCCGCCUGCACCCCGCGCGAGGAGCUCUCGUCCUCCGCCUACAGCGACAGCAACGACGAUGCCACCUACGCGGAGUGAGGGGGCGUCCUGCCCACCAGCUCCUCUGCGGUUAAUAAAAGCCGGUACACUCCCCACGCCCGCGCUUCCCAGGGGUCUGACCGGCAGU